AGGUCGGGAGGCCCCGCCCCCCGCCCACGAGGAAGUGGCUGCUGCUCCGGCGCGGAGCCCAGAGCCGGUUCGGCGCGUCGACUGCCCAGAGUCCGCGGCCGGGGCGCCGGAGGAGCCAAGCCACCAUGGCCUACCACAGCUUCCUGGUGGAGCCCAUCAGCUGCCACGCCUGGAACAAGGACCGCACCCAGAUCGCCAUCUGCCCCAACAACCAUGAGGUGCACAUCUACGAAAAGAGCGGUGCCAAAUGGACCAAGGUGCACGAGCUCAAGGAGCACAACGGGCAGGUGACAGGCAUCGACUGGGCCCCCGAGAGUAACCGUAUUGUGACCUGCGGGACAGACCGCAAUGCCUACGUGUGGACGCUGAAGGGCCGCACGUGGAAGCCCACGCUGGUCAUCCUGCGGAUCAACCGGGCCGCCCGCUGCGUGCGCUGGGCCCCCAACGAGAACAAGUUUGCUGUGGGCAGCGGUUCACGUGUAAUCUCCAUCUGUUAUUUCGAGCAGGAGAAUGACUGGUGGGUUUGCAAGCACAUCAAGAAGCCCAUCCGCUCCACCGUCCUCAGCCUGGACUGGCACCCCAACAAUGUGCUGCUGGCUGCCGGCUCCUGUGACUUCAAGUGCCGGAUCUUUUCAGCCUACAUCAAGGAGGUGGAGGAGCGGCCAGCACCCACUCCGUGGGGCUCCAAGAUGCCCUUUGGGGAGCUGAUGUUUGAAUCCAGCAGUAGCUGCGGCUGGGUACAUGGCGUCUGCUUCUCAGCCAGUGGGAGCCGUGUGGCCUGGGUGAGCCACGACAGCACCGUGUGCCUGGCUGAUGCCGACAAGAAGAUGGCCGUCGCGACUCUGGCCUCUGAAACGCUACCACUGCUGGCGCUGACCUUCAUCACAGACAACAGCCUGGUGGCAGCGGGCCACGAUUGCUUCCCGGUGCUGUUCACAUAUGACGCCGCCGCCGGGAUGCUGAGCUUCGGCGGGCGGCUGGACGUUCCCAAGCAGAGCUCGCAGCGUGGCUUGACGGCCCGCGAGCGCUUCCAGAACCUGGACAAGAAGGCAAGCUCCGAGGGUGGCACGGCUGCGGGCGCGGGCUUGGACUCGCUGCACAAGAACAGUGUCAGCCAAAUCUCGGUGCUCAGCGGGGGCAAGGCCAAGUGCUCGCAGUUCUGCACCACUGGCAUGGAUGGCGGCAUGAGUAUCUGGGAUGUGAAGAGCUUGGAGUCGGCCUUGAAGGACCUCAAGAUCAAAUGACCUGUGAGGAAUAUGUUGCCUUCAUCCUAGCUGCUGGGGAGGUGGGGAGAGGGGUCAGGGAGGCUAAUGGUUGCUUUGCUGAAUGUUUCUGGGGUACCAAUAUGAGUCCCCAUAGGGGCUGCUCCCUCAAAAAGGGAGGGGACAGAUGGGGAACUUUUCUUACCUAUUCAAGGAAUACGUGCCUUUUUCUUAAAGAAAUGCUUUCAUUUAUUGGAAAAAAAAAAAAAAAAGCCCCCAAAGCACUAUGCUGGUCAUGAACUGCUUCAAAAUGUGGAGGUAAUAAAAUGCAACUGUGUAAAAAAAAAAAAAA
This is a messenger RNA of Nomascus leucogenys (northern white-cheeked gibbon), 1554 nucleotides long. RefSeq names its product actin related protein 2/3 complex subunit 1B (gene ARPC1B). Gene Ontology annotation, cellular component: Arp2/3 protein complex; actin cytoskeleton. The record is from RefSeq and is a predicted model, not a curated record. NCBI's taxonomy places the organism in Eukaryota, Metazoa, Chordata, Mammalia, Primates, Hylobatidae. Gene Ontology annotation, molecular function: actin filament binding. Gene Ontology annotation, biological process: Arp2/3 complex-mediated actin nucleation.